Molecule: messenger RNA, 2790 nt
Organism: Plectropomus leopardus (leopard coralgrouper)
Lineage: Eukaryota; Metazoa; Chordata; Actinopteri; Perciformes; Serranidae
Gene: dnase1l1
Product: deoxyribonuclease I-like 1
Biological process (GO): DNA catabolic process
Cellular component (GO): nucleus
Molecular function (GO): DNA binding; deoxyribonuclease I activity
Source: RefSeq, a predicted model, not a curated record
UGGCUAGACCAGCUUCGAGUUUCACUGGAGAGGGAAAAGAAACAAGUCCAGAACUUAAACCUGCUCUGAGCCAUGAGGUCUUUUUCCCUCCUCCUACUCUCCUUCCUCUUGGGUGUGUGUGAAGUGAAAGGGGGUUCAGAUUUUAGAAUCUGUGCCUUUAACCUCCAUCAUUUUGGGGAAUCCAAGACCAAGAAGAACAAUGUCAUGCACAUUCUUGCCAGGAUCAUCACUCGUUGUGACGUGUGUUUGCUUCAGGAAGUGAGAGACGCUAAAGAAAAAGCAAUACCGCAGCUGGUCGACCGCCUUAACAGGUAUGACACUCAACAUGUGUAUGACACCGUGUCCAGUGAGAGACUGGGCAGGUCCUCUUCCUACCAGGAGCAGUACGUGUUUGUCUACAGGACGAAUACAGUGUCAGUCACCGGACAGUAUCAGUACCCAGAUAACAAACCAGGAGAUGUUGACGCUUUUGCCAGAGAGCCUUUUGUCGUCCGUUUCAAAGCUCCAAAGACAGCUAUAAAGGAGUUUGUCCUCAUACCUCAGCACACCACUCCAGAUAACACCACCAAAGAGCUCGACGCACUGUAUGACGUUUUGCAACACGUGAAGAGGAUGUGGAGAACUGAGAAUGUGAUGCUUCUUGGGGACUUCAACGCUGACUGCGGCUACCUCGCCAAGAAGAACAGGAAGAACGUGCGGCUGAUUACAGAGAAGAACCUCUACUGGCUCAUUCCAGAGAAGACGGACACCACUGUACGAUCGUCCACCUCCUGCACCUACGACAGGAUCGUUGUGAACGGUGAACAAUUUGCCAGAGCAGUUGUGCCUUCAUCAGCCAGCCCGUUCAACUUCCAAACAGCGUACCGACUCACAGAGGACCAGGCGCUGGAGGUCAGUGAUCAUUACUCAGUGGAGGUGCUGCUGAAGGACUUCGCAAAUAAAGUCUCUUUUACAGCGCUCCUUUCUUUGUUUGUCCUCGGCCAACUUGUCUUCCAAAUGUCAACAUGGUAGCUUAAUACUGGAACUACGAGGAUAUUCUUGCAGAGGCUUACUUCACAAACUGAUGAGAAUUUAGUUUCCCAACAUGUGAGUCAACCAUGCCAAAUACCACUAAUAACACUCCACACAUACGGUUCUGGAUGUUGGGCUCAAAUCACACGACUGGAGACAUUUACCAUUAUCAGGUUUGUCAUUUUGUACAAGAAUGUCUUCAUGCAUAUUUGAAUGGCUGUCCUCAGUAUGUUUCAAUUUAAAAUCUGGCGCUGCACAGAAAACAGAAUUGAUGCUGGGGCAUUAUGAUAUAUCAAUAUUAUAUCAAUAUUGUCGAAUCAGACUGGAUUUUGUAAUCGUGUAAGUUUAACUCUUGGUUUUAAAUUGGGAUGCACAAUAUUAGAUUUUUUGCCGAUACUCAAAAUGCAUAUAAAAACCCAUUUGGCUGAUAACCAAUCCCAACACUGAUACAUCAACAUUUUUCUUAACCUAAUUUUAGUGAUCAUUAAAUCUCCCCUGUAGUAGAAUUAACAUUAUAGUUGCAUACUCAUUUUAUGAUGGCCCACCAGCAGAUGGAGACAUGAAAUUCAAUGCUUUUUAAUGAUGAUUAAAUGAUUUUAAAGCCAGUAUUUGCAGAUACCGAUGAUGUGCCAGUAUUAUUAUUAUUACCUACUUUAAAUGCUGUGUUACUGUGAGGUAAUGCAAUUUUCUUAACCUACAAGACUGUUCUAACUGCUCUAUUAUUUGUCUUCACCCACUCAGUCAUUGUAUCCACAUUAUUGAUGAUUAUUUAUCAAAUAUGUAAUUGGAUAAACAACACUAAAAUAUUAUUGCAGAAUUAUUAUUGAGGUAUUUAGGAAAAAUAUUAUAAUAUUUAAUUUUCUACAUGUCCCCAAGCCCUAGAAGUAAAAUUAUUGAUGAAUAAUUUUUUUUAAUUAGUAAUAGCUUAAUGAAGUCAAUUUGUUCCCCCAGUGUAAAGUUUUACCAAUUUAUCCUCUAUAAUGUAUUUUAUAUAAUUUAUUGAUGAUUUGUGCAUGUUCACUUUGUCAGUAAAUUAAAAAAAUAUAUAUCGGUUCAUGAUAUUUGUAGUAAUGAGCAUGUUAGCCUAUUCUGAUGUUUGAUUUUAAAGCCAAUAUCUGUUGAUGCAAUGACAUGCCAAUAUAAUUGUGCAUCUCUAGUUUUAAAGGCUACAUGACAGCAGGGUAAUGUAACUUUCUUAACUUAUAACACUGUUGUAGAUUUUCUAUUAUUUAUCUUCACCGCACUCAGUUAUUAUAUCCACAAAAAUCCCCCAAACCACAGAUGUGAAAAAAUUAUUUUCAUCAUUCAUCAUCUUCAUCAUUUAUACAUACUUUGUACAUAGAACAUGCUGAACGUUGGGGAUUUUGUUUUGUGCUCAGUGGUUUGUUUGGUGUUUUGUAAUGAACAAUUUUGCACCUUUAUCACUGCAAAACUUUCAGCUUUGCUGGCUGAGUGAAAUUACUACUUAUAUAUGUAUAUAUUGCAUUUGGUGUAAUGACUGAAAUGUUUCUGCAGGUUUGAAUCAAUGAUUGAAUUUAAUAUUUAUUGUAAAAUUUUGAUCUUGAGUUUGUGUCAGUUGCAUUUGUUGUAUUCAUGUUUGUGUCUACCUGCCCAGGAACUGCAGAUGGAAAUGAGCUCAGAGCUAAAUUUAGUAGCCUACAAUACAUCUCUCCUUCCCAUAAGACUGUUUUUGUAUAUGGUCUUGAGAAAUUAAUGCCUGUGGUGGCGUUAUCAGGAGUAAUAAAAUAACAGCUCACGGAGUUGUGAUUUUGAAACAAA